Molecule: messenger RNA, 804 nt
Organism: Paraglomus occultum
Lineage: Eukaryota; Fungi; Glomeromycota; Glomeromycetes; Paraglomerales; Paraglomeraceae
Source: the annotation of a GenBank genome assembly
AUGCUAUCCCGACCGAUAUACCAUUUCUUACCUCUAUAUGGAAUUCAAAUACGAUACUCCUCCUCUUCUACUCGAUGGAUUGCUCGUAAACAGAGCGAUCGGUUUACCAAACAAGCAGCCAGGCAGAAUUAUCGUGCAAGAAGCACAUACAAGCUGAUCGAACUCGACUUGAAAUACAACAUCCUUAAAAAGGGAGAUGUAGCCAUCGAUUGUGGAGCUGCACCGGGAGGGUGGAGUCAGUACAUCGCAGAGAAAAUCUUUGGAGAAAUAGACUCUCAAAAAGUCUACAACAAAAAACGUCGUACUGCAAAAUCAAAGAUGGACGUACAGUCUGAUGAGGAAGAAGACAUAGACGAUAAAAAUGAUUUCUCCAAGCAGCAAGAUGUUCAAAAUGGAUUAGUCAUUGCUGUAGAUUUAUCCUCCAUAGAACCGAUAUCAGGCGUUAAUGUUGUCCACGGCGAUAUUACAGACCAUAAAACAAUAGACAAGAUUAAAACUUUUCUUGGUAAUAGAAAGGCAAACGCAAUAUUUAGUGACAUGGCUCCGAAUUUCUCUGGCAAGCAUCUUGUUGAUCAUAUGCGAUCAAUGGAUUUAUGCGAAGCAGCACUCUCUCUAGCCCAAGAAACAUUAGGCCCUGGUGGAACUUUUUUGUGUAAGUUUUUAAUGGGAGAAAAUGAUAAGGAAUUAAGAACCAAGCUGGAACGUAAUUUUCGCAAAGUUCUUUAUAAGAAACCUGAGGCAUCCAGAAAAGAGUCUUCAGAGGGAUAUUUUGUGUGUUUGAUGUAUUCAUCUGACGUCAAGUAG